This is a messenger RNA of Mesorhabditis spiculigera, 504 nucleotides long. The record is from the annotation of a GenBank genome assembly. NCBI's taxonomy places the organism in Eukaryota, Metazoa, Nematoda, Chromadorea, Rhabditida, Rhabditidae.
AUGAAGAUCAGGAAAGUCUCGGUCCGGUUCAUGGCAUCUUCUACCCACCAACCCAGUAGCGAGCCAAACAAAGAGAAAAAAGCUCGACGAGCCCGAACCGCCUUCAGCUACGAGCACGUGCGGGAAAGGAUUCAACUGGCAAUUUCGUUGAAUCUCACCGAAACUCAGGUAAAGAUCUGGUUCCAAAAUCGGCGGACCAAAUGGAAAAAGCACAACCCGGGGUGUGACACAAAGGAUCGACAAACACCACCAAGUGCUGAGUCCUCCCGAGCGGCUUCGCCAAAGCAAAAGUGGAUCCUUUCGCAGCCGUUAGCGAAAUUUCCGCAACUCGGCGCCCUGUCCUCUCGUCCCACGCUACAAUCCCACAACCACGGCUAUUUGACUACCAUCCCUUCCACCAAUGAUGCCGUUCAACUUUUUGCGCUUCCAACUCUGCCGACACAGUUUUUCUUUGACUUCAGCAAAGAAUUACCCGAGCUGUCUUCCUUAACCAUUCCAAAGCAG